This is a messenger RNA of Caenorhabditis bovis, 1323 nucleotides long. The record is from the annotation of a GenBank genome assembly. NCBI's taxonomy places the organism in Eukaryota, Metazoa, Nematoda, Chromadorea, Rhabditida, Rhabditidae.
AUGUCGCAGAAUUUAAGCCUUCAGGAGCUCAAAAAUCUUCAAGAAGAUGAGGAGAUUGAUUUGUCGGCGAGACAGCUUGUUGAUGUGCCGCCGGCGUUGGUGAAACUUUCGAAGAUAUCUCACGUCGAUCUGAGCACGAAUAAGAUUGUCUGUUUGCCGAGCGCGAUUUGCAAAAUGACCAGGAUUAUUAAGCUCGAUUUGGCCAACAAUCGCCUCUACAAUUUGCCGUCGGAAAUCGGAAAUUUGCGAAAUUUGCAAUAUUUGAAUUUGUACAACAAUGAAAUCGAGGAUCUGCCGCUGGGAUUCGCCGACUUGAAAUCGCUGAAAUGGCUCGAUUUGAAGAAGAACCCGCUGACGGAGAAAUUGGCGAAAGCGGCCGGCAAUUGCGGCAACGAGAACGAGUGCAAGGCGGCGGCGCUCAGCGUCGUCCGAUUCGUCGGCGAUCGCAAGAAGGACAUCGAGGCGCUGAAGAGCGUCGAGCGAAAAGUGCACGAGAAGAUCCAGUUGAUGAAUUUGGAGGAGAAGAAGCGCAAUCGCGUCGAGAACCAGCAGAGGAAGUUGAGAGAAGCGGCGCAAGGAAACGCGAAAUCGAACGGCGCCGCCGCGCACACUUCACACAACAAAGACGCGAGACUUUCGGCGGCGACGAUGACGAAGGCGAAGAAGGCGUCGCCGGCGAAGAAGGCCGACGACGUCGACGGUGUGGCGACGAAGAAGAGACGCGGAGUGUUUGGCUACGCGUUCAACUUGAUGUACUAUGUGACGGUGGCGGUGUUGGCGGCCGCCACGGUGGCGAUUCUCAUCAAUUGCGCCGACGGCGCCAAAAAUAUUCCGGGAAGCGCGCCGCUUUGCCGCGAUUUGACGCGAAUCGCCGCGUUCGAGAAGCCGUCGGCGUUGUUUUGGCAGAACACGAAGAAGACGUAUGGAACGGUGUUGUACGGAUACAAGAGACAAUUGGAGCCGUAUACGUCGAAAAUCACGAAGACUACAAGUCAAUAUUAUAGGAAAUUUGCCAAGACGGACAUUGGAGCCAAAAUUGAGAGAUUGGCGAUUCGAAUUCACACUUGGUUUGUUGACAAUGUCGCGAAAGUCGUCAUAAAGCAGGUGAACACCGUUCAGGUGUGGUACAAAAAAGAGGGCCACAAGCAUUUCCAAUGGCUCAUCGACGCCGUCGUGACGGGCUCGAAGAUGCUCGUCGAGAUGACGUUGGACAUUCUGCGCAACAUCGCCAACGCGUUGGCCUACGUCUUCACGCGCAUCGAGAUUUUCGUGUCGAAAUUGAUGGAGUCGGGAUUCCAGGCGGCCAUCAAGACCCUUCAAUAA